UUAUUACUUUAAGGCGUAAACGUAAGGUUUUCAUUUUUUGCGAACAAUACGUAUUAAAUGUGACUAUGAAAGCGUGCCAUAUUUGACAGGCUUUUGACGCUGAAACAAUACAGUAAUAUUAGAGUAUCUUCACUUCACGAGUGCCCAGAUCGACGCAAGCCACAUUCGCUAAGCAAUCUUGGGAAGACAAAACUAUUGAGUGCAACGCCGAGAUUGGUCGCUGUCCGAGUUAAAGACUGACCUCUAUUAUAUCCCACUGGACUGGUGGCUGUCAAAGUGCUUUUGUGCCUGUUUGAUGUUCGCCAUUUUGGUCCUGUUGGCCAUGUAGCGAGAGUCUGCGGUACUAAAACUGGUGAUGACAACAUAGAUGGUGGGAUUCGAUUCGUUGAUUCUUGAAGUAUAAAAAACACUGAAAACUAACGAAAUGAAUUCAAAAUGUAAAAAUACUUCAGAGUAUUGUAUGUUCCUUCGCAGCCUUUUGUAUUAUAUGUCAAAAUUAGUUCUCUUGACGCUCGCUAGUGGCGCUUCAAAUAGGCACAAAAAAUAUGCUGUCAUUCAUAUGGAACAGUGUCCAGUGGUACCUACUUAUACAGGUCAGUGGAGUUAAAUUAGCUGCGCCACGCCGUCUUUUGUAUGUACCAACCCUAGUGUUCCGCCCAGACUAUAUAAAUUUCAAGGAUACUGCUGAGUAACGUUACUGUUCUAUUACUUGUAUUGCAACGCUGAUUUAGACUUUCUAUAUAGAUUUAUUUUAUUGGUGCAAUCGGUCAAAGUUGUAAAUUAUUGUGCUCUUUUUCUAUCUCUAGCGCGGAGUUAAGGUGUACUUGAGAGCAAUGCGUACGGCAUAUUACAAUACGGGCGAAAGAGAAAUAAAUUUGUUUCGCGGCGUCAUUGGUCCUUCGAGCGUGCACCGUCGGCUAAGGCCAUGACGCAUUUUUCGGAAACGGUUGCAUAGAUUCCUUGUCUUUAAAGUAGAGCCGCAUGGCCUCAUUAGCUGCAUACGACGUAUGACACAGGCCGCGCAGUGCUCCGAAGUCCACUCCACUCCACAAGAAAAUGAACUCAAUUGGCGGUGCGUAACUACAAUUAAAAGUUCAGGAAUGCGGUAGUGAUGUAACCUAAUUAUAAUUGAUGACUAUAAUCAUGAGUGUGUCGAUAAAUGUAAACAUUGCUUUAAGUUUACCAUUUUGCACUAGAUUAAAAUUAUAUUUUUUCAUCAUUUUAACCUAAUAAUUAAUUAACAAUUUCUUUUUUGUUCAACACACAUGUCUAGAACAAUUUUCGCCAUUUCUCGUGCUUGGCGAUGAAUAACAACUCGUUUCUUUUGGAACGAAACCUGACGGACUUGGAUCAGUCAUUAUUGAAAUAAAAAAUAACACCUAAUCGCACCGACUGCAUUCAACUCGCGCGAUAUCUGUUAGAUAUCAGCUAUAUGCCACUCUCUAUGCAAGUUUUAUGUCUAGGUAUGCUAUGCGUUCUUAUUAUGAAUGUGAUAAUAGGCAUGAUGACAAAUUUUGAGAAACUGUUCUAUAAUAUUUGGAAAUAUAUAUGAAUUAUAAUAAACAUAAUAUUUCUGCGGAAAAUUUAGGUUUAGUACUUAAAAAAUAAUUUUUGAUUCAUAAAUUUAAAAUUUGCACCAAAACGCGUCAAAGUGUCAUGGCGUCGCUUGCUUACGUCACUUUAGAGUACAAGGAACAUUCGGUAUAUGUAAACAUUAUCUAAUUCAUAUUUAAUUUGGACAUUUUACUAGUUUUUACAUUAAAAACAUGACUUGGAAAGCAUAUCGGUGGUGUUCCGUCCCUCUGUGUACUAAUACGUCCAUAAAAACUCCUGAGAAGUUAUUUAUUUUCGUUCCUUUCGAUAAGAAAUUAAGAAAGAAGUGGCUUGAACUUGCAAGACGUGAUUUGGAAGGAAUAUUACCCACUACACAGCUUUAUUUUUGUGAAGAUCACUUUGACUUACCAAAUUAUAUGGCAAACUACAUGGAGUAUCAUGUGAUGGGGUCAGUGUCGCAGAUUCGCAUGAAACCUGGGUGCGUUCCCUCAAAAUUUGAAUGCCAACCUGACAGAAGAAAACGAACUUCCGACUUAAACGAAAGGAAAUAUAGUGCGAAAAAGCAAAGAAGAGAAGUCGUUGCAGAAGCUGAGCAAGAAUUACAAAAUAAAACAACUACAACUUGUUCUGUUGCAACAGAACAGCUAGAACUUGAAGACCCAACCCCCGGAACAUCAGCCAUGCAGGAAAGUACUACAAAAGAUGCACCUAAGAUGGUAAAUAAAUCCAUUCAAGUGUAUAUAACAAAUAAGUUCAGAAGUAAAGCUGUUCAAACAGAAAUAAAAUCAGUAGAUCAGAUGACUUCACCAUCGAAACCCUUUUGUCAUUCUGCUUUUACUUCACCAUUUAAAAUCACAAGUACCAAGCCAUCCAUAUCCACCAUACAAAAAUGUUCCAAGAAAAUAGGAUUUCAGGCAGAUUCUGACAGUGAUAUUUCAUACACACCAUCUGUGGCACAUAGUGAAUCACCAUCAGUGACAUCUUUAAAAAUUAAAUCGUCUUCAGACUGCAGUGAAUUAAUUGAAGACGAUAAGAAACAAGAGGCAUCAAGAAUCUUGGCAUAUACAUUGCAGAAAAUAAAAAAGAACCCACGGUCUUACAUUGGAGUUCCUAACAGUUGUUACUACCUUAUAGAUUUAAUUGAAAAAAAGUUAAAUAUUCCCACACACCAUAUAACAAUGUGCUUGAAAAAAAUUAAAUUAAAUAGUAGUUUCAGAGAGCUUUCUGAUGAUUUUUCUAUUGAUCCGACAUAUGCCAGCAAGAUAUUUCUGAAAAAUAUACCACUAAUAGCUAGUUUGAUGCGACCUUUUCUUGUUGUCUUAGAUAAAGAUUCCAUAAGAAAAAAUUUGCCUAUGGCCUUUAGGCAUAAAUAUUACAAUGUAACUUGUAUUAUAGACUGCUUAGAAAUUGAGAUAGAAAAGCCUUCAAAAGCAGGCUCUCUCCUGGUCAGAAUACAAAAAAGCUAAUACGAUAAAGUAUCUUGUGUCUUGUACUCCUAAUGGACUAAUCAAUUACAUUUCUCCAGGAUAUGGAGGAAGAAUUACUGACACAUU
Leptidea sinapis is the source of this 3107-nucleotide messenger RNA. RefSeq lists its product as uncharacterized. The transcript has 2 exons. The record is from RefSeq and is a predicted model, not a curated record. Bases 1767 to 3020 code for a protein of 417 amino acids. NCBI's taxonomy places the organism in Eukaryota, Metazoa, Arthropoda, Insecta, Lepidoptera, Pieridae.